UAUUGUUCUGUUGAUGCAACAUCGUUUAUAUUUAUACAUAAGCCUCAUUUCAGCCAUAAAUUAAGCAAUAUUUUCCAUCUAUAAAUACCUUCUUUCAGUAGAUGCAAUUCAUCUUAGAACACAAACAAACAGUUUCCAAUGGCAACUUCUUACUCCACCACCACCAUUCUUUUCCUCCUCCUACUCAUUGCAUUCUUCAAUUUCAAUCAAACCCAAGCUGGGAACAGAAACCCUAAUUCAGUUGUUCUUGGUCUAAUACGUUCUAGCACUUCCUUUCCUAUACCUAAACUCUCCAAAUACUCAAGAAAGAGACUUUCAGAAGUAUCAGAUAUGAUUGAGCCAUUGAGGCCAAUUAGAGAUGGAUAUUUGAUAACUUUAAAUAUAGGAACACCUGCUCAGGUCAUUCAAGUUUACAUGGAUACUGGGAGUGACCUGACUUGGGUUCCUUGUGGUAAUCUAUCCUUUGAUUGCCUGGAUUGUGAUGAUUAUAGGAACAAUAAGUUUGUGGGUACUUUCUCCCCUUCUCAUUCUUCUUCGUCUGUUAGAGACUCCUGCGAUAGCUCUCUUUGCAUUGACAUCCAUAGCUCCGAUAACUCUUUUGAUCCAUGUGUUGAGGCUGGAUGUUCAUUAAGUACCCUUCUCAAAGCCACCUGUUCUAGGCCUUGCCCUUCCUUUGCCUAUACCUAUGGUGAAGGAGGACUAGUCACAGGCACACUCACCAGGGAUAACCUUAGAAUUCAUGGUAGUAGCCCUGAUAUCACAAGGGACAUUUCCAGGUUUUCUUUUGGUUGUGUCGGCUCUACUUAUCGAGAGCCUAUUGGUAUUGCAGGGUUUGGUAGGGGUGUCCUUUCUCUACCUUCACAGUUGGGGUUCCUCCAAAAAGGAUUUUCUCACUGCUUCUUGCCCUUCAAGUAUGCCAACAAUCCGAAUAUUUCAAGCCCAUUAUCCAUGGGAGAUGUUGCUAUAUCGUCCAAUAACAAUUUACAGUUCACCCCACUAUUGAAGAGUCCCAUGUUCCCCAACAACUAUUACAUCGGUCUAGAGGCCAUAACUGUAGGCAAUACUAGUUCUGCUGAAGUCCCUUUGAACUUGAGGGAGUUUGAUUCAGAAGGUAAUGGGGGAAUGUUGAUUGAUUCAGGAACCACUUACACUCACCUCCCUGAGCCAUUCUAUUCCCAACUUCUCUCAAUGCUCCAAUCACUGGUAACCUAUCCCCGAGCCACAGAUGUGGAGACCCAAACAGGAUUUGAUCUCUGUUAUGGAGUUCCAUGUCCAAAUAACAGAUUUACAAAUGACCCUUUCCCUUCAAUCACUUUUCAUUUCUUGAACAAUGUCAGUCUUAUUCUGCCCCAAGAUAAUUACUUCUAUGCCAUGAGUGCUCCAAGUAACUCAACUGGGGUCAAAUGCCUAUUGUUUCAAAGGAUGGAUGACAGUAAUUAUGGACCAGCCGGGGUGUUCGGGAACUUCCAACAGCAAAAUGUGAAAGUUGUCUAUGACUUGGAGAAAGAGAGAAUUGGUUUUCAACCUAUGGACUGUGCUGCAGCCGCAGCCUCUCAGGGACUUCACAAGAACUGAUUUAAGUGGUAUUUAAUUUGUAGUUCCUGCUGUUAGCCAAUGGUGCAUCUCUUGGCCCAUAUAAUAAUGAGGAACGAGAGUUUCCAGAUGAAUAAUAUGCUGUAACUGCUGCUUUUUUUUUUUUUAACCUAGUUUGUACAUGACAACUGACAAAAAUGUACAAACUAGAAUUUGAUGAUGCAAGGUUUUGGAUUUAUCAAGAAAAAGGAGCUGUUUUUGUUCUUAUUGCUUAGCUACAAAGGGACAAAUUAUGGUGGAACAGCUUUAUCUAUAUUAUCAGAGUAAUGGGUGUGAGAUGAUGCGGUGUUGCACAUGCCAAAAAAAAAAAAAACCAUUUUAAAAUUGCUGGAAUCGUGAGCAACUUUGACAUCAUUGGAUUCUUUUUCUAGUUCCAUGUUACUGACGAUAAAGUAGAUGUAUUUGUUUAGAAUGAAAUCAUGCAAUCAAUCAUUAGUAUUGACAUAGAGAUUCACUUCCAAAGGAAGCUUAAUUCGUCGUCUACUCAGCCUUUUUCAUGUCCUAACUGGCACAAGUCCAAGCAUUAGAUUGAAGUUUCGUCUUGCCGGCUAGAAAUCCACUCCACAAUCAUGGAAAAUAGAAUGUCUUCUUGUAUUAGAUGAAGUUAGACGGUUGCCAAAUAACAUGAAUUUGGAUUUUGAAUGCUACUAUUAAACAAUUUAUUAACAAGAAAAGAGUGAUAAAAACCAAACGAAGCCAUUGUCCGGUUAGAAAAUGGGAAACUCAAAGAAACAAAAGAAGCGAUUGUCACAGUUCGCACAUUGAUCCAGGCGUGGAGGAGCUGUCCGAGGCCAGCAAUGUCCUUGUCCAAGUAUGCCCAAGUGAAUAUCUCGUCCGUUACACAAUGACUUGCCUAGAAUAUCCGGAAUGAUGAUUAAUCAAAAGCUUUUGCCUUGUAUUUUUCCCCACAAUGAGUUCAACAGAAUUAUUUGAAGAUCACUUGUAUCUUAAACUGGUAAAAAGAGCAUAAAUCGAUCUUUAGGGAUGGAAUGCAAGGUUUAAGAAAUUAGGCCUAACUCGGAACUCGAUACAGUUUCGAACAGAAGCUCGAACGGAAGCUUAAGCUUCUAUAUUGAUUUACCAGACUUCAGAGUUACCAUGAAGCAUGAAGGACAAAUAUAGUUAUGUUGGAAUCGGUGUUCUUUCGUAUCUUCCGCAGAGUUCCAGGACUAAAAAGAGGACGGCCCACAGCAAAAUUUUAUACUGCUUGAAAGUAAAGAAAAAGAAAAAGUUGCCAAGUCCUUUCAUAUGAGAAGGCACACAAACUACUCCCAAGCUACCAAUGGCAGAUGGAAUAGCAUUUCUAGGCGUCUUUAACUAAAUAACUUAAUGAGCCAAAACCCACUGC
Molecule: messenger RNA, 2941 nt
Organism: Durio zibethinus
Lineage: Eukaryota; Viridiplantae; Streptophyta; Magnoliopsida; Malvales; Malvaceae
Product: putative aspartyl protease At4g16563
Biological process (GO): proteolysis
Cellular component (GO): extracellular region
Molecular function (GO): aspartic-type endopeptidase activity
Source: RefSeq, a predicted model, not a curated record